AUGGCAGCGCCAGGAUCAUACACAUCUUCAUCAUCAGCUCCACUGUCACAGUCACAGCAGCAUCCGUACACGAUCCCUAGGGAUGUCUCAGUGUCCUCAGCCUACUCCAUGAUGCAGCAGAGUCCAGCACCUUCCCAGAUGAUGUCCCCAACCAAGGAUCUGAAUGUUGUUAACAUGUGUAGAGCUGGCCAGGAGGUUGUUCAUGACAUUGUCAGCAAAGCUCAGGAUAUGUUCACAAGCCUGGGUAAAAACAUGCAGCUCCCAAAUAAUGUGACUUUUCAUGGGCAGAUGUACGCAGAGCGCAAAGCCAAACUGGACGAACAGGUGCGGCAGAUAACCAUGAAUUUUCGAAAGCUCCGCAUUUUCUAUAGCAGGAUAAAUGAGGCUUGUGAACAGAUGGAUAUGCCAGCUGACCAGGAAUUGAUUCCCUUUGUUGGCGCAGAAGUAGAGAGGACACUGCCAUAUUCUGAUACUUAUCCUUAUGUUGUGGAGCAGCACAGAGACAUGGUAGAACAAGUCCGCCUAAAGAACCAGCAGCUGAAAGAGGUCAUAGACAGCAUGCGCUCCAUCAUCUGGGAGAUCAACACAAUGAUUACCAUGAGGAAGACUGGGUAG
This is a messenger RNA of Candidula unifasciata, 615 nucleotides long. The record is from the annotation of a GenBank genome assembly. NCBI's taxonomy places the organism in Eukaryota, Metazoa, Mollusca, Gastropoda, Stylommatophora, Geomitridae.